Molecule: messenger RNA, 283 nt
Organism: Staurois parvus
Lineage: Eukaryota; Metazoa; Chordata; Amphibia; Anura; Ranidae
Source: the annotation of a GenBank genome assembly
CUGGGGCGGACUGACAACUUAUAGGGCCCCCGGGGAAUAGGGGAUCAUGGGGCCCUGUGUCCUUGCCAAAACUCAAAAAAGCCUAUGAAAAAGGUACCAGGGACAUCUCAUGGGGCCCCCUACUGACCCCGGGCCCUCGGGCAGUGCCCGAGUUCUCCAAUGGUCAGUCCGCCCCUGCUGCAGAUAUCAGGUAUGGGGUAGAAACAAAUUCAUACCUAAAGGAUAAGUUCCCCUUUGGGAACAUGUUACAUGUUCCACCUGUUUUUAUGGUGGAACAUGUAAC